Messenger RNA from Eriocheir sinensis (Chinese mitten crab), 8872 nucleotides. Its product is annotated as homeobox protein abdominal-A homolog. Gene Ontology annotation, molecular function: DNA-binding transcription factor activity, RNA polymerase II-specific; RNA polymerase II cis-regulatory region sequence-specific DNA binding. NCBI's taxonomy places the organism in Eukaryota, Metazoa, Arthropoda, Malacostraca, Decapoda, Varunidae. Gene Ontology annotation, biological process: negative regulation of transcription by RNA polymerase II; anterior/posterior pattern specification. The coding region runs from base 540 to 1412 and encodes 290 amino acids. Gene Ontology annotation, cellular component: nucleus. The record is from RefSeq and is a predicted model, not a curated record. The transcript has 6 exons.
UCAUGACCAGACUCCUCAACGGCGAAGAUUUCUUAGCGGCGGGGGCGCGGAGAGGCGUGGAAGGUAGUGUGCGGUGAGGGAGUGAGAGAGGCGAACGCUCUGUGCCCUGGCGUCUGGGUCGGUGCUGGAGGAGGUGGGGAGGACUGGGAGCGAGAGGGCAGGGAGUGAUGGCGGGGAGAAGGGGAGACGAAAAGGGGGAGAGGUGGUGGUGUUGGCGGAGGUGGUGGUGGUGGUGGUGGAGGAGGAAGUGUGGUGGCGGUGGUGGAGACGCGAGCGCCAGCAGCUGGUGUCUCAACACUGGCUCCCUACGAGUGUCUUGUUGUUGGUGUCGGUGGUGCCGGCGGCCAGGCGGUGUGAAGCCUCGUCUUCCCGCGCAGACAUUUUCCCGUGUGGGUUUAAUUCUUCCGCCCACUCUCCGCCACCUGCGCAGUUUCCACUGUGGUUGGGAGGGAGGAUUUAAGUGCAUUGCUGUUGUAGUCGAGGCUGGUGUGUACACAGUUGUUACUAAGUAGUUACCACUGGGAAGAAUUAUGUGAACAAUGAGUUCAAAUUAUAUUGAUAGUAUUCUGCCCAAGUACCAGGCGGAGUCGGCCGCGGCUAACCUGGUAAACUACAAUACGCAAGCUAGAAGUAUGUAUCCGUACGUGAGUGUCACUUCGCAUCAGCUGUCCUCCACCCCCGCCACCAACAUGUCGCCCUUCACCGCGAUGACAGCCAACACAGACGGCGACAAGCAAUGCCGCUACUCCCAGACCGGGGCCACGGAUAUGUCUCAGUACGGCCUAAACCUGCAGAAUUGUGCCACCACCAGCAACAUGGCCCAGUACUUCCACCAGAACAACGUCACUAACCCACUGAACUCCUGUAGUCAGCCAACCCCGACGCCGCACAUCCCCGACAUCCCACGGUACCCAUGGAUGUCUAUCACAGAAAACCAAUGGCGGGGUCUGACAGCCAAUUGGAACGGCCUGCCAUGGACGGCGAUGAUAGACACGAUUAAUUCGUUGGCAUCAGGUCCAAACGGCUGUCCACGUCGGCGAGGGAGACAGACAUACACGCGUUUCCAAACCCUGGAGCUGGAGAAGGAGUUCCACUUCAACCAUUACCUUACACGACGGCGGAGGAUAGAGAUCGCCCACGCCCUAUGCUUAACAGAGAGACAGGUGAAAAUAUGGUUCCAAAACCGACGCAUGAAGCUGAAGAAGGAGCUGCGGGCGGUGAAGGAGAUCAACGAGCAGGUGCGGCGGGAACGAGAAGAGCAGGAUAAGCUCAAGCAGCAGCAAGACGACAAGAAGACAAACAAGGAACAGCAGCCGUCAACAGCCAAUGGCCAGCCACCCUCAGCCACCAACGGCUCCUCCUCCUCCUCGUCAGCGGGAGGUGGCACUGGGGACACCAAGGCUGCAACUUAACGCCAAGGUGACUGUUCCCCUCAAGGGCGUGCUGCUGCUGCUACUGCUGCUGCAUAUGUAAGCAAAUAUCCUUACUUCACGGCCACCAGAACCAAUGACAUGCACGCCCAACCAACCACUUUCACGUCCACACCUUCAGCAGAAGCUCCGCCCCCCGACCCCGACCCUCAGCCGCGCCCUCAGUCUGGAGGGCUCUCCGAGGAGACCUUGUUUUCGCUCCUUCAGCAUCAUUUCAAUGCUUAAGACCAACGUACGAGUAUAACUCCUUUAUGAUUACUAGUGAUGGUGAAAAUUUGAUACUAAAGUAAAAUUUGCAUUGGUUAUGGAUGUAAAAUUAUUUAUUCAAAAAUGAAAAUAUCCUGGCGAAAAUUUACUACACAGAUAAUGUGCAAGCGUUUGCUAGUGUGGGUAAUUUGGCGCCAGGAGGUGCUGCUCGGCCCUCGAGGCUGUGUGUUGAGGUGCGGGGCGUGGACACAACCAGCGGGCACUUCAGGAUAUGAACCAGCAAGUGUCUCGUGUGUUCGCAACACCUGGGAGCCGACAAGUCUCCACCACCAACCUCUACUGUAACAGUGAACGCAGAAAAUCCAUACUUAUCAAACCCUUCAACACUUAGACCUUGAACGACGAAACAAACAAAUGCAAUGGACAAAAAACAUAUCCAGUUAGUGCAUAAAAUGUACGAGAAAACAUCGCAAAGUCUCGUGAAAUAGUUUCCCGAUGCUAAGCCAACAUCGACACGGUACUGGUGUUAAGAAAGUACGCAAGAAAUGCCUAAGGACUUUUCCUCCCCUCCAGAACUUGACCCCGAGAAACUUCCUCACACGCCACCUCACCACCCGGGCCUCACCACGCACACGCGCCUCCUCGCAGGACUUGAGGGGUGUUGCAGACGAGGGGCCAAAUAAACAAGGCUCAGCGGAGACACCGCCCACCGUAAAUUUCAUGACCCCCGCCCCCAUGACCUCUUAUGUGUGAAUGACAAAACUGAAUUCCCUUCACCUUUAGACUGCAGACACAUUUACCAAAAAUCUGUAUUGAAUGCACGGCGCGUCAGCACCCCUGAAGCACCUAGGCGAGGAGGCCAAGACGACCUGACGAGGGUAGUGAGAUAUGACGAGCACGGUCGAGUGUACGAGUCUGUCUGGUGGACGUGGCUGAGCAUCGACCCGGCCCGUCCGGCUCGUAGUAAUGGCGGACGAGACAGCAGUGAUCGUAGGGAGUAGUUUGUAACUGUGGUAAUCAAGGGCAUGAGUCACGACUCUGAGAGAAAAUGAAAAACAAUGACAUGCCUUCUAAUUAUUUCCUCUUAAGGUACUUCACGUUAACUAAAUGUUACUUUAUCGGAAUGUAUUUGUUUCACUGUAUUUUAUCUGUUUUUUUUUAUUAGAUAUUAACCAAUGAUUCCAGCUUUAAGUUCUUGCAAAGGUUAAAUGCUGUAGUUUUUUUUCGACUUGUUUGACGAAUAUGGAAGAUGGUAGUGCAGUGACUGAGUGUUGUUACAUUGUGAAUGAAUUAUAUUUAUUUCUAUUAAUUGUUAUGUUUGUCUUGAGAUUCGAUAUAGGGUUGUCUGCCAUGGCGGGUCUGACCGUGCGGAGGACAUGUAGCUUUGUUCAUUGAGUGCAUGUGCUCCUGAACGGCCAUGGCGAAGUACAAAGACGGAGAACUGUAAUGGAACUCUCUGCGCUCCUCAGUGUUGCUCACUCUACUAACAUUGUUCCUGUUCGGUGUUGCAUUGGCUUGACUGGAAAUCACUGACGUCACAGGUGAAGCAGAGAGUUUCAGGGCGCGACAACAGAGUGAGGAAGAAUUAGUGCAAUAGCCGAUAUGCUAAAUUAGAGCUUUAAAGGUGGAUAAAUAUUAUUUUGGAAACUAUCAAUUUCUAGGCUUAGGGAAAGUUACAAGGGUGGAUUUAUUAUUAAUCCACCCUUUGACACCUCUCUCCUCCGAAUUAUUUUAAUAGUAAUAAUGUGUGUAUGCAUAAUAGCUGUUUACUGAGGCCAAGAAGUGUGCAUAAUUACCGUGACACGAGGCGGAGGGAGAGGCGAGGGUGCUGGGCCACGUGCCAGGUCACAGAGUGGUCACGGGUGCCCUCGUGACCUCUUUGUGGCCUGGUAAGGUCACAUCCCGUCCUCCUCCCUCCUUCCCUCAAGGUGUCAGCAUGAGGCCAGGGUGUUUAGUGUGUAAGUUGUUGGCCACGCCCUCCCCUGCCUUUCUGAUGUCAGACAAACAUAACACUCAUGAUGGUACUGCUGGAAAGGGAAACGCAAAACUGGUGACGGAGAGACACUUCAGAAAGUCAGGGGAUCCAGGGGCUUAGUGACUUGAUAAUGGGUUAGGAUCUCACGAGGGAGACAUAGGACAUGGCUUCAUGGGACUUUGUUUUGAUCAGGUUCUAAUUUUAUUUCGUAUGCAUAUAAGUGUAAUUCUCAUAUGUUGUUUUUUUCUCUUUUAGCUGUUAGUCCUCGUCUUAUGUAAUGAAGAAAUCUUACAAAUUCUUCUUUUUUUCCAUUCCGUGAGACAUGUCCGACUGUUUUGGAAUGCAGUUAUCCUGAAUAUAUCACAGACGGAAAGGUUCUAUAAAGCAAUGUUAACGUUAUCUACAGUUACGGAGCAACGGAAGCAAGGAACUCAAUACGUGGUGCGUGUGGCGGGGAGUGGGAGUGAUCGGCAGCCAUGCACGGACCUGACGCCUCACGUAAACAAGGCGGCCCCUCGUGGCUGGGGGAGGAGAGAAAGUAAUCACGCGAGGCUGGCUGGCUGGCUGGCUGGCUGGCUGCCGUGGAUCUCGGCCAUAGAUCACAGUCGUCUCCUCGUGUUGCUGUUGCAGGCUCGCUUACUCACACAGAAAGGUCGUGUGUCGAACCAGCUCAACACAUUUUCUCUUAAACUAAAAACUUAAAGGUUAUCAGUGAACGCAGUCACCUGUUCGAGGCGUGGCAAAAACUUAAUUGGCAUGUACUCUGUUUCGAGAUCAGACAGGUAGAUAAAAGGAACUUUCAAUUUCCAUACGUAAAUAUUAAACAACAAAAACAGUACUCCUGCCCGACAGAUUAAGCUCCCCAGCUCUCCCCGGGACCCCGCCCCUCGCACGUGACUCAGGCAUGGCGGGCCCGCAUGAUGGUGGCCGCAAUUAACUCGUGAGAUACAGAGCCCCCGGCACCGCACACCACCACACCGCCACACCACCACACCGCCACACCACCACCGCCACGCCGCCGGGAAGACAACACAAAACAAUGGCCGCGGUAAACCUUUCUUCGGUGGAGCGUGAAACGUGAUAGUAUAAUCUUCCUUCAAAUUACUUUUUUUUUCUUUCACUCUCAUACGACUGUAAUCGAACCGUUUUUCUCCUUUGUUUUAUUCUGAUGGAAAUUCCGCAGGAUUUUACUUUUCAUCGCUUUAAUUGCUAUUCUUGGUAGUCCCUCAGUGGCCAUGAUGAGAACGGAUACACGUUUGCUUGAUUAGAUAUCGGACGCGUCGAGGAGAGAGAACACUCCGGCAGCCGCAAGGCUGAGCGAGGCAGCUUUUGUCACGUGGCCUCACCUUGGCCCUGCCCGGGGAGGCCUGACACGCUGCCACUGAUGAAAAGUUUACUGUUUCGCUUUAGCUCGAACUGCCCCGCGUAAAUCCAUCAUUUUUAAUGUUCUCAAGGAAAUAUUGCCUUUCAGUGGUUGCUCCUGCAGCAUAUAUCAAUAUAAUUAUAUAAUUUUCUUUAGCAAAGUUACCUUCAGAUAAUACUCGUUUAGUGUCUUUUCGCAAGAGCUUUAUAAGGUGAGGAUCCAGAGACCCCACUCACGUACCGGCAGGUGAGGGCGCAGGUCGCCAGGGACUCCCUGCCAUCAGUCCCCUGAUCCCGGCUCGCCCGACCCUUGCACCACUACCAACAUAUUCCACGAGGUAUCACAGUCGUGGCUGUUCGCCUCCUCGACACUCACGCGUGAUUAAGUGUUUCUUUUGAACACCGACACGCCUUCGAGCGUUUGUGAAGUUCAAAUAGCAUGGCGAGGCGUCCUCAUGGUUGGCCAUGAGUGAGCCGGCAGAAAAGUUAGGGAUCACUUUCGGCCCGGGUGAAGUUCUUAUAAGGGAAUAGCAGACAUUGUUUCUUUCCUAUUAGGUAGCGUGACCUUCCAACCUUAACACUCGAGUUGAAAGGUAGCCGUUUGUGUUAACAUUAAAGGGAAACACUUUUGUUUUGCAUGUAGCUACACGCCCGUGACAGGGAAGUUCUUGUGUCUGCGGUUCUCAGGGAGCUGGACAACACAUCCCCUGCCGCCUGCUGCUCGCUGCUCUCACACGGCGAGACUCCAGCCUCAGAGGAAGUAGACCCACUGAAGCGAGAGUCAGUCGUGUUCGCCACCAUCCGUGACGAUGUUACCAGCACACCACAAGCUUGUGUGGUGCAGCAACACAAGCAGGAAACAAUACUAGGCACGAGGUCGCUUCCACCAAGCUGGCGGCUGACUUAGUUAGGUCAGCAAAACAUUGCCAGCACCUCCACCCACCUCGUGAGCCGCACGUGUAGGCACUGGAUGCUUCUCAAGCCACGUGCGGCCCUGGGUUCCUAGGAACACCAGAUGUUCACCACCUCCACGUGCUAAGGGCCUCCUGAACACUGUCUCCUCUUCACCAAGUGUCUGUAGAACACACGUGCACACUGGAUGCCAAGUAUCCUACGUGCGCAGGUUUUCUCAACACUUGGGGGAGGCAUGGGGACAGUUUUCCGGAGCCACAAAAGCACUGGUUCAAAUACGUAUUUUCAGACUGUGAAGGCAAACAAAAAGUAUAUGAAUUAACUUUUUUAAACAUUUGGAAAGGUGUGUAGAAUAACAGACGAAGGACACGGACGAAAAUUGAUUUUUUUAUAACCGUCAACAUGUGCACACGUAACCUGGAAGAAAGUGCUGUGUACUCCUGUAUCCACCCCGGUGUCAGUGUUCUACAAAAAAAGUGUAUCCAUAGAUGUUUAAAAUUGUAAGUAAUUUUAUAAAUGUCCUUUGUGAACUUUUAUGUAACUGAUACGUGUAGGAAUUUUCGUUGGUCAAUUUCUCUGUCUCUUUCCCUUCUCUCCUUCCCUCUCGCUACUCCUAUCACUAUGUGUGUUUCAAUGGCUAUGCGUAAGCUAGGCAUAUGUAAGAAAGGGAAAUAUUCAUCUUUUUAUUCAUCGUACGUUUUGCCAAAUAAUUUGUACUUACAUGCGGCUGAAUGCACAAUGUGUUUUAGUAGGACCAUGUAAAAUAUAAAAAAGUACUGCACUGACAAUACUCCCUGUAAAAAGUCUAAGAUUUUCUAUUGUUCGCUUUAUAGUCCAUGUAGCCGACACUCCUCCCCUUCAGCUUGGAGCAAGUAGAGGUCUUCAUAACGUGACAGAAUGAAGCUAUUUUGAGCCUUAUGCAGUCCUGCUAAACGGUCCCCCGUAAGUAAAGCUCAGGGAAGCUCGUCUCGUCACCAAUAGGUGUUCUCAGCUUUGUAAAGCUGUUGACUCGUUAACAUCCCUCGAUUAUUUUCUUUCGUGCACUCCGUAUGCUCUUUAGGUGUCGUUCACUAAUUUAAAGAAGGGGACAGCCAGAUAUAUUUUGUUUGUUUUGCCGAUGGAUACAACCUUCAGUGUUUAGUUCGAGAGCCUGUAGUGGAGCCGUGCGAGGCCUCCUCACAGAGAAUACAAAUGGCAAUAGCGUUGCUCACGUAUUAUCCAUGGUUGGCUGAAGGCGAGUAGGCCACGUGGAAGGAAACAUGAAACUUGUCUUUGUUAUAGAAUGCGUGUACAUUGUUUUCAUCUUUAUUAUUGUAUUGUAUUAAGCAACAUUAUUGUUACAUGCGUACAAAAAUCACAGAACAGGCUAGGAUACAUUUUUCAUUAUUAUUAUUUAAGCGCAUCCCAGUGUUAUAAAUACUAGGUGUACAUAGAAUCUAAAUGUCCUGUCCGUGUUGGUCGGCUGGUCGUUGAAGACCAAGGAAGACGAGGAGGCGGGAGGCAGCCAGAGAAACAAAUGGUCGGUGGGGAGUUUUGAACUUUGCCGUGUUGGGAGGGAGAAAGGGAGAGAGGGAGGAGGGAGGGAGGGAGGGAUGGAGGGAAGAAAGGAGGGAGGGGAAAGUGUUGAGUGAAGGCUAGUAGAGGUCAAGGGGUCAAAGGGGGUUCAUAAUCUUAAAAAGGGUUUUCUUCAUCUUUGCGUCGUAGGACUUCCUCUGUGGUGGGCAAGUAAUUGGGAGCAAGUGACAGCUCUUUCAUUACGGUUGAUCGAAAGCCUCAAGUGUGCGCCUCGUCCCUUGUUCAGGGUUCCUUCCUCCCCACGUUUAUUUCCCUCGUAAAUUCAGAUAAAAUAAAGGAGUCUUUUUCUUCUUUCUUCCAAAAUUACCCGGAUAAGCGUUCACGUACGUUCACAUUCCGCAGAAUUCACAUAAAAAUUUCACCACACAAUUCUUGCGUUCUCAGCUCGCCACCCCCGACCCCCGGCCCCCGCGCCUCCCUCCCUCGGUCUCAAUCUCCACCUGGACUACUGUGCUUGUAGGGUUAGCGGGUCAGGGACGCUGUGAUGACUUGCACACCUAGGGAGCUGUUGGUUAUAAGCAUCACACUUAAGGAAACGCAAUAUAUUCAAUACCUCGUAGUUAUUUUUUUCUAUUUUUUCCUGAGAUCGUGAUAAAGACGCAUCAGCUCAGCCUCCGCCUUGGGGAGGCGUCCUGCCCUGCUGCAGGCGCUGCCCCGGCGAAGCUGAGCGUGUGAAGGGUAGCCUGCCACAGCCGGCCGUCACGAUGGCUUCCUGGUGACAAAGUUAUCACCGCCCUGCUGACCCCUUCCUCAGACGCGUAUUGUGGUGCAAAACCAGAUAUUAGACACACAAGAGGGAGCAGGAGCAGUUGUUAUGUUGCGUCAAACUUUUUGGCAACAUUAUCCUGCUUAAGAGAAUGAUCGUCUAACAAUUCAUAUAUAAUACAGUUUUAUUAGCCAAGGCUCAAGGGUUCAUUUAACUGCACAGUGCCCACGCUGGGUAACAACAUGUAUGAUAUUCCUAUCUAAUGUAUGAGUUUGCACAACCAUGUGCGCCUUCUCCGUGUCUGUAGGUGUGCCCUUCUUGACCUCAAGCGUUUAACAUAAACAAGGCAGCUCUGAGCUCUACAGAAAAUGCUGGAAAUUAUUUUCUCCUAACCGACGGACCACUUCUCUUCUUCGAACGCUCACACCACGCACUGUAACGACUUGUGUUGCGUGGCACCUUCUCUCUCUUUUGUGAUAACCAUUAUCACUGUUGCAAGUAUUGUUUUGCAGUGGCCCAUAUCAAGGAUUCUUCAUCUUUUUUAGAUAAUGAUAAGUUUGUCCAGAAGGGUUGAAUCAUGUACAGAUAUGAUUAUUGUUUCAAGAAUACUGUUUGAAACAUUGAGGGGUCCUCUUUAAGCCUCUUAUGUCAAGUGGAAUAAUGUACAUUGUAGUCACCAAAACUAAUAAACAUAGAAUGCCAAAA